AUGCUGUCUCUACCAUUACUCGCACCUCAAAAUGAAUACUCCUUCUUCCUCUCCCCCUACCUACGCCCACCCUCCUCCGACGGCCCUCACAACUCCUCCGCCGACAACACUGCAGCCCAGCAAUCCCGUCGCCAAAUCCAACAAUCCUCAGCGCCGACCCGCCAAUCCCUCGCCCAGCUCCUCGCAGACGAACAAGCGAUCUCGCACCGCAAACACAACAUCCGACGUUUCGGCGCAGGCUGGAUAAAGCCACCCGGAGUCGCAAAAACACUACAAGCAGAAACUGAAGAAAAAGCAGAAAGAGAAGAGCAAGAGGCAUUGCAGAGGAGAGAGCAAAUGAUGAUGGAUAUGCAGGCGCAGCAGGAGGCCGAGGAAGCGAGGAAUAGAGCUGCUGCUGCGGAGCAAGAGGCAGAAGAGGGAGAAGGGGACGAGGAAGAGAGGGAUUUGGAUGAGGAGAUUCCUGAUGCUGACGAAGAGGAAGAGGAAGAUGAGGAUGAGGAUGAGGAUAUCACUGAUUCGGAGGACCAAGAGGAAGACGAGGAAGAGCAGAGUGAAUUGCAAUCGGAGAUGCUGCAAUCGCAAAUGCAGCACAGCGAAAUCCCUGUUGCCGAGGACAUUACGUUCAAUGAGGAAAGCAUGUUUGCGGACACGAGUAUUGCUGCUUUGGACGAGGAGUCAAGAGAGCAAGAAAGAUAUCGCCAUUUGCAAGAGGCAGAGCUGACUGGCGUGGCUCAAGAUGAGUUUGACCUGGGCAUUGAGAGGGAUCUGGAUGACAGUGUGCCAGAGGCUGGCAGUUAUCAACAUACUGAUAGCGAGCUGGAAGAUUCGGACGAAGAGAGUGACGAGGAAGAAGAGGGAGAGCAGAGUGGAUCGGAACCACAAGAAGACGAGCAGAGUGAGAUGGUGGGAGCAGUCAUGCAACGCAGUCGCAGCAGUCUGUUGAGCAGAGAUGUGAGCUCUUUACUCGACAGCUCUUUUGUCACCAGCAGUCCUGCGCCUGUCGGCCGUCUGAGAUCUGCUGGCCAUAGACCCAGCCAGAGAUGA
Aureobasidium namibiae CBS 147.97 is the source of this 1044-nucleotide messenger RNA. RefSeq lists its product as uncharacterized. The record is from RefSeq and is a predicted model, not a curated record. Gene Ontology annotation, biological process: anaphase-promoting complex-dependent catabolic process. Lineage: Eukaryota; Fungi; Ascomycota; Dothideomycetes; Dothideales; Saccotheciaceae. The transcript has 2 exons. Gene Ontology annotation, cellular component: anaphase-promoting complex. Bases 1 to 1044 code for a protein of 347 amino acids.